Molecule: messenger RNA, 1002 nt
Organism: Diaporthe citri
Lineage: Eukaryota; Fungi; Ascomycota; Sordariomycetes; Diaporthales; Diaporthaceae
Exons: 2
Coding region: 1-1002 (333 amino acids)
Molecular function (GO): oxidoreductase activity, acting on the CH-OH group of donors, NAD or NADP as acceptor
Source: RefSeq, a predicted model, not a curated record
AUGGCUAUUCUCGAUAAUGCUGAUCUGGUAUUACCCAGAGGAUCUCUGAUAUUAGUUACCGGUGCUUCCGGAUACAUGGCUAGCAACUUGAUUGUUGAAGCACUUGACGCCGGCUAUAGGAUUCGCGGAACGGCAAGAUCGGCAUCCAAAGCUCAGAAGACAAAACAGAUCUUCAAUUCACCGAACUACGAUGCCGUUGCCGUUCCAGAGAUGCAAGCACCUGGGGCGUUUGAUUUGGCCGUCAAGGGCGUGGACGCAAUCGUACAUAUGUCGUCGCCCCUCACCUUCAGUUCCAACCCGAAGGAGGUUGUGCCUCCUGCCGUCGAAGGGGCGACGUCGAUACUUCGCUCAGCAAUCAAGGAGCCCAGGAUCCAAAGAUUUGUCUUCACGAGCUCGAGCACCGCGACGUCCCUACCCAAGCCUGGAGUCAAGUUUUACAUUGACAAGAGCUCCUGGAACACCGAGGUCGACGAUUACGCGGAUUUUCCACCACCCUACAAGCCCGAGAAUGCGUUCAAAGUAUACGCUGCAAGCAAGACGAGAGCCGAGAAGGAAGUGUGGAAGUUUGCGGAGGAGAACCCCAAAUUCACGAUCAACUGCGUCAACCCAGCUGUUAACAUGGGCCGGGUGAUUGAUUCGCCUGGGGAGACUGGCGGUUUGGUUAUCAGGGCAUUCAACGGUAAUGUACAAUGGGACUUCUUGCCACAGUAUAUGGUCAACGUAGUCGACUCUGCUCGGCUACACCUGGCCGCUUUGAUCGACGGUUCAGUCAAGAACGAGCGUAUCAUGGCAUUCAACGUUCCAUUCAACUGGAACGUUGUGCUGGACAACUUCCGGGAAUUAUUCCCCAACAAGAAAUUUCCCGACAACCAGGAACAACAGUCAGAUAUCAGUGAGGUUGACAACAAGCUUGGUGCGGAGCUGCUUCGCAAGUGGUUUGGUCAACCGGGUUGGACUGGUCUCAAGGAGAGCUUACGACAGAAUGUUGCUGGCUUGGAGUAG